Messenger RNA from Paramecium octaurelia, 1230 nucleotides. Lineage: Eukaryota; Ciliophora; Oligohymenophorea; Peniculida; Parameciidae. The record is from the annotation of a GenBank genome assembly.
AUGAGUGAUGAAUUAACACUUUAGAAAGUUAAGGAAAAUAUAUUCUGGGCUGAUUACUAUAAAGAAUCGUAUAAAUUCAAGGAUUUUAACAUACGUAAACACGGUGUUACCAUAAAUAAUGAUUUUUUGAGUGUUCUGGCAAAUAAUUAAUAUUUGACUGCUCAACACUUUGUUUUUUUUUAAGAGAUGUUUUCAUAUUAUUUUGGAGAAUUUCUAGUAUAUCAUUUUAUUUACUUAUUAGGUACUUUCUUUAGACUGUCAUGUAUUCACUGAGUUCAUUCCAGAUGUUUCUAAUUAAAUACUUUCUAAUAUGAUGGUCACUCAAUAUUAAUAGAAUUAUACUCCAAAUUAAUUCUAAAUGUUUGAAUCCUAGUAUGAAUAGGAACAACUACCAACAUAAUAGACCCAAAGUGAAAAUAAUUCCAUUUUCUAAAAGACUUUAAACUUUAUCAAAUUCUUAAACCCAUUACGAUUUUUUAGAAAAUCCUAACCUCAAGAAGACCUCAAUUUACAAGAUAGUUUUUCUAAUCAAUUUAACUUUAGUUAUUAGAAUGAAUUUUCCUAAUAAAAAGAAUUAUUGUAAAAGUACAAUUUCUAAGUGAAGAGUAUUUCCUAUGAGAAAAAAGAUCAGUAAGAACCUACUUAAGGGAUUGCAAAAGGAGAGUUGAAAAUAAAUAAUGUAAUCAUACUAGAAAAUGAAAAAGGAAAAUAUUAGUUUAACAAAUUAAACAUUCAAAUUAAAAAUUUAAUAGAAAAAUACAAAUUCUCUACUUUAGUGAAAAAAAACAUUUUUAGUUUAUUUAAAUAUACAUACAUUCCUAUUAAUUUAUAAAAUAACCAUUGGCUUUGUGCUAUUGUGGAUUUUAAUGAAAAUUAAAUCUAAUAUUUGGAUUCUAACUAUUCAGUAUAAAAUAAUAUAGUUGAAGGUCUGGAAAAAAUGUUAAAUUAUUACGGUGAAUAGACCAAAUGGUAAAUCAUAGAAGGUAGUCCAAAGCAAGAAAAUAGGUAUAAAAUUUAUUCAUUUAUCCAAGUUUUGACUGUGGGAUAUUCUGCUUAAUGGCCUUGUAUUAAUUUUAUAAAAAGGGUAAGCUUAUCUCACCUAAUUCAUAUAAUCAAUAAGAUAUUAAUAGUUUUAGAAAAUAAUUACUCCAUUUAGCAGUAAUAGAGAGUCAAUUUGAUAUUAAUUAAAAAUUACUUAAUAUUAUUUUAGAUUUUAAACAUCCAAAUUGA